AUGUCAUCAGAGCAAAGUCAUACUAGAUCCGAAACGACUGGACCUGGCAUGUCACCACUGUCUGACGGAGAAGUACCAAGAAGAGGUAGGAGAUUCGGUAGCGAUGCAUCAGAUGCAGGUACCCUGGCAGCUGAGGUGGAUACACAUUAUGCUGCUCAGCUGAAACCAUCAAGAGUAUCUGGAAAGUGGUUAACCUACAUGGUCACAUUCGUCGCUGGUACAGGUUUCACCUUAUUUGGUUAUGAUCAGGGUGUACUCAGUUCCCUCUUGACACUCCCAUCUUUCCAAGAUCAAUUUCCGCAGACAGCAGGUGGCUUCGGUGGUAGCAGAAGUGCCACUCUACAAUCAUUCCUUGUCGCUAUUUACGAGCUCGGAUGCAUGGCAGGCGCAUUGUCGAAUCUUUAUGUAGGUGAUAAACUUGGUCGUAGACAUACAAUCUCUCUAGGAGGUAUCAUCAUGAUUGUUGGCGCCAUUUUGCAGACCGCCGCUGUAGAUUACGCUAUGAUGCUGGUGGCGAGAGUGAUUACUGGACUUGGGAACGGUCUUCUUACGUCAACAGUACCAGCAUAUCAAUCAGAGUGUGCUAAAGCUCAUCAUCGAGGUCAAUUAGUCCUAAUAGAAGGAUCAUUGAUCACUUUCGGUAUCAUGAUGUCAUAUUGGAUUGAUCUUGGAUUUUAUUUCACCACUGGUUCUAUCUCUUGGAGGUUCCCCAUAGCUUUCCAAAUUCUUUUAGCUUUGAUCAUGAUUAUCUGCAUGUACGCUUUCAGGUUACCAGAAUCCCCAAGAUGGCUUGCUUCAAAAGGAAAAUAUGCAGAAGCUCUGGCUGUCUUGGCUGCCCUCGAUAACACUUCUGUCGAUGAUAAAAAGGUCAUUGCUACUUUCAACGGAAUCUGUGAUGCUAUUGCUGCUGAAUCUGCUGGUGGAUUUGGUUUCCGAGAGCUAUUCACAAAUGGUCGAACUCAAAAUCUUAGAAGGAUGUUGCUUGGUGUUGUGGCACAAUGUUUCCAACAGAUCUGUGGGAUCAACUUAAUCACCUAUUACCUCACAUCAGUGUUGACCGAUCUCGGUCUUGGUCCUGAGAUGUCCCGAAUUAUCUCAGGAGUGAACGGCACUUGUUACUUCUUGACUUCUAUUGUGGCGCUGUUCAUUAUCGAACGGAUUGGUCGAAGACCUUUGAUGUUCUGGAUGGCUCUGGCUCAAGCAAUCACUAUGGCUGUACUUGCAGGUCUUUAUGAUCUUUCCCAGCAAUCGAACAAAGCAGCACAAGUGAUAUCUGUUUUAUGUCUAUUCCUAUUCAAUACAUGGUUUUCUGUGGGAUGGCUGGGUAUGACUUGGCUUUACCCUGCAGAAGUUACCCCUCUAAGAAUCCGAGCUCCCGCAAAUGCUCUCUCGACAGCAUCAAACUGGAUCUUCAAUUUCAUGGUCGUCAUGGCUACUGGACCAAUGUUCGCUAAUAUCGGUUGGGGUACAUAUGCUCUUUUUGCCGUUGUGAAUGGUGUGAUUAUUUGUCCUGUCGUUUGGUUCUUUUUCCCUGAGACCAAGAAAUAUUCCUUGGAAGAGAUUGACAUCAUCUUUGCUUUGGGUCACAAUGAGAAGAGAUCUCCAGUAUGGUAUUCCCAACGACCUGAAGAAAUACCUCCAGCUGGAUCCAAGGAAGCAGAGCAUAUACUAGGAAGAAAAGGUCCCUCUCGUCCAGAUAUGUCAGAAAAAGCUAUGAGUCAGAAAAAAGGAAAGAAUGGAAUGGGAAGAAUACUUGAAGGGGAAAAGGACAAACCCACUACCCAGCAUUCAGAGUUCGGUUCUCAGCAAGUAUAA
Messenger RNA from Kwoniella shivajii, 1815 nucleotides. RefSeq lists its product as uncharacterized. Gene Ontology annotation, molecular function: carbohydrate:proton symporter activity. The record is from RefSeq and is a predicted model, not a curated record. Lineage: Eukaryota; Fungi; Basidiomycota; Tremellomycetes; Tremellales; Cryptococcaceae. The coding region runs from base 1 to 1815 and encodes 604 amino acids. Gene Ontology annotation, cellular component: membrane. Gene Ontology annotation, biological process: transmembrane transport; carbohydrate transport. The transcript has 9 exons.